CUCCAAUACGUCUGGCUUCACGCGCUAUAGAGUUCGUGUUAUUAUGAUCGGUAUGUUCUGUUAGUUUAUCCUUUCUGGCAAAGCAGUUAUAUUGAAACAGAAAAAGAGAGAGAGAGUAAACGCUGCUCCUAAGUCGUAUGCGCAAAAAUAAUUAUCUUGGGAAAAAGUUUCUUCUUUCUCUCACUGCUCAUUGGUUUGAGCUUCAGAGAUCGCACGACGCGAUACAAGCUCUACAAAUUUCAAAUCAGAGAUCUUAACUUCUACAUUCAAAUUAUUCCUUUAUCUUCUAUUUUUUCUGAGUGUAUCUGUAUGUACACAUACAUAUAAUACCAUAUAUAUACAAUAAAGCUGUGUUUGGUAGGUCAAUAAAUUGUAGUAUAUAUCCGGUCAGGAGAUAUCCCUGGUGGGGUUUUUCUGGGUUUUCGAUUUUGUCAAAUGGGUCGUUGAGUUUUUUUUUUGGUUUUAAAGGAGGUUUUGUAGAGUAAGAAACUGUCUCUCGAGGGUUGUUAAUAGCUUACUUUUUGCUAUCUUUUAUCUUCUAUUAAUGUAAUUUUUCAAUUUUGAUGAUUUCGGUGGGUAGUAUGGAUGGGAGAAAAUUGUCGGGUUUAGGGUCAGAAAUGGAAGUGAACGAACUCGAAGAAGGAGAGGCCGGCUGUUUGCUGAAUGAUGGCGACGCUUCUACCAUUGACCCUGAUAUUACUCUCUCUUACAUUGGGGAGAAACUCCAAAAUGUUCUCGGACAUUUUCAGAAAGAUUUUGAAGGUGGAGUUUCAGCUGAGAAUUUGGGGGCAAAAUUUGGCGGCUAUGGUUCAUUUUUACCAACUUAUCAACGGUCUCCUUCUUCGUCUCGUCCAAAGAGUUCACCCGAAGUUCAUAACUAUAGUGCGCCCAAAUUCCUAAACAAUCUGCAUUCGGAGGACAGUAGGGAAAACUCAUUCGCUUUGACAAGUGAUUCUCUAUCUUCAAGGCCUGGAGCAUCUUCAGGAAAGACUGCAGCCAUAUGCGAUCCUGUGAAAAGGGAUGUCUCCACCCUGUCCACACAUGCUGAAGAGGUCACUUCAAACAUCGGGCUUGUUAAGAUGUCUGGUAAUCCUUCUGAACAAAGAACUUUGAAGGUCCGAAUCAAAGUUGAUGCUGAAAAUUUGUCGACACGACAGAAUGCUGAAAUCUACAGUGGACUUGGUCUUGAUGUAUCUCCAUCAUCUUCAUUAGAUGAUAAUCCAGUAGUUAAUGAAGGUUUAUGUGGUAACAAUCAGGAUGUGCCAGACAAAUCUCCGACUAGUAUUCUUCAGAUUAUGACAUCAUUUCCUGCCCACGGGAGCCUUCUUUUAUCCCCUCUAUCCGAUGAUCUGAUUCGUCUCUUUGAAAAAGGAAAGUUUAGGGGGAAGAUCCAAUCCAAACUCGUGCAUAAAGAAACCUUGGAAAGUUCUUUGAUGUUAAUUGGUGGGUCUCUAUCUAGUAGGAGAAAUCAGAAAGUUUUAAAGAAAUGGAUGUCAUCUGAAAGGGAUGACACAUUUUCUACACAAUUCAUAAGCGAGAAGAACAACGAUAGUCUGGUGAAGAAGGAAACUGAUAUUGACAUUUUAGGUUGUGAGGAACUUGUUUCUAAUGCUCUUAAACUCCCGCUUUUAUCAAGUUCACAGCAUGGUGAUGGUAUUCCUAUGAAUGGUACCUCUAGGGAAGUUGAUAUUUCUUCUAAAGAUGGGGUGACGGACAAAACCUGCUCUGGACCGAUAGAGAAGGAAAUUUUCAGGAGUUUGUUUGCUCAAGAUAUUGACAGGGUUGAGGAGUACGAUGAAGAUCUGCAUCCACUGGACAAGGUUUCGGAAAAUAAAAAUGCAAAUUUUGGGUUUGACAGUGCUGAUUUUCCACAGGAUGAUGCCCAAAAAGCAGAAAAAGUUCAAUUUGAGUCAAAUUUCUGUAAGGGGAUAAAGGCUUCUGAUGCUGAAGCGAAACAAUUGGAAGUUCAGAAAGAAGCAUACAGUAAUGAGGAAGGUGUGAAACUUACUCCUGGAAAGGAGCAUAUAUCUUCAGCAUCCAGGAAGAAAUCAAAAGAAGUUCAGAGUGUUUCAAAAGAUCAGUUAAUGCAUGAUUCUUCUUUGAUGCCUAAAAGUAGGAAGGGCUCUCUUGGUAACAAUCUUAUGUCUAAAAAUGAUUCACUUGAUUUCAAGAGGGACCAUGGAAAGCCUGGAGACAGAUAUAAGGACUUCUUUGGAGACCUAGAACUUGAAGAAGAAGAUAGUGAAUCGAUUUCAGGGGAAAUCCCUUCCUCGAGAAUUUUGAAGGACUCUCAGCUAAUUGAAAAGAGGAGCAUCAUUGAAUCUCACAAUGCAUCAAAGGAGAAAAGUGAUGUUAAAAGAAUAAAAAAGCCACCUUCCUAUUCUGAAAUGGCUUCGAGAAUGGCCCCUCAAACUGUAAGUGGGCCCACUUCUGAUGCUACCUCUGCAGGAGUGGAUCCUUUUGUCCAAGAAGAUUGGGUCCUGUGUGAUAGGUGUCAACGGUGGAGACUUCUUCCACUUGGUACAAAUCCUCAGAGUCUUCCUGAUAAAUGGCGUUGUAGGAUGCUCACCUGGCUGCCUGGAAUGAACCACUGUAGUAUCCCUGAGGACCAGACUACAAAGGCUUUACGUGCCCUCUACCAUCUUGCUCCUACUUCAGGUCCUGCCCCUGCUUCUGAGAGCCAACACAAUCCCCUUAAUUAUCCUGCUAGGACUUUGUUGGGAGUAUCAUCAGCUGAUGCUAAGUGUCUCGGUGAUGAACGACAAAAUAUUUGUUCUCAAGAUAGAGUCAAUGGGAAGAAAAAACACGGGUCAAUAGAUGUGAAAAAUUCAAAUGACUUAGAUGAUCCCACUCACGUUUCAGACUCGCAGAAAAAGGACGUUAAGGUACCAGGCAAAACUGGAGCGAACUACUCUCCUUCUGUUGAUGCAUAUCAGCAUUUGCGCCACUCUAGUAGUGUAGUUGUAGAGAAGCACAAGGAUGAUAAGAAAGAGAAAAAGUCAUCUCUAGAGGGCCAUUCUGAUAGAGGUACAAAUUCAAAGGUAAAGAACAAGAGAGAGUCUGAUUCAGAGAGCUUUAGAGUUUCUAAAAAAGUUAAGAGUGAGAAUGUACAUUUUGGUGAUGAAAAUUGGACCUCUGACAAUGGUGGAGACUCCUCAAAACCAGGUCAUAAUUCAAGUAGUGGUUUGUUAAUUAAUGCUGCAGGGACUGAUCGAAGAAAUUCCAGAUGUGAUGCGAAGAAAUCAGCUAAGAAUCUGGAAAUGGAAGCAGGGACUUCAGGUGAUGGUUUGCUGUGGAUGAGGGAAUAUGAUUGUCAAAAAUCUGUUACAAAGAGGAAAGAGCAUGAAUAUCUUGAUUUGCCUAGUGCAGAACAACAUUCCAAAGACCACGAGGGUUUUAUAGAAGAAACCCAUGAAAGUAAGCACAGUAAAGAAAAGAAAACAAGAAUAUCCAAGUCCGAGGGGAAAGACAAUAACAGAAGCAAAGGCAAUGUAGCACUGGACAAAAAUGGUAGGGGUAUGAAGGACCAACAAAUUGAAAAUGCUAUACAGCCCUCCGUUGCUGCCAACUCAAGCUCUUCAAAGGUUUCUGGGUCACGUAAAAACAAGCCCAGUGUCCAUGAAAUGAAAGGUUCCCCGGUUGAAUCAGUGUCUUCUUCCCCUUUUCGGUAUCCUGAUGCAGAUAAGUUUUCAUCAGCAGGAAGGAACCCUGUCCUCAAAGAUGAAUUCCAGGACUCUGGAAUUUUGACUACGGCUAGUCCAGGAAGGUUUUGGGGUGGUGAAGAUAAUGGGGGUGAUGAUCAAUCUGGAAUGGUGAUAAAGGAUUUAACUUUCAACGCCAUCCAUCACAGUUCACUAGAUUCCCAUGUUCUUGAAUAUUCGAAUAGGAAUUUGAGUAAACCGUAUCACGAUAAGGUCAAGGCAGAGAGUUUAGCUUGUCGUGAUUUUGGUACUGAACAUGUUACCAAUGACCAUUUUGAUUGCUUAGGCCAAGUUAAUGAAGAAUGCCAGGAUGAAGAAAGAACAAAUACUCAAAACUGUGGGCAUCAGACAAAGAAGUCUGGAAAGGGGUAUUCUUCGCGGUAUAAAGACAAGACUCAUAAUUCUAAAUCCAACAUUGAUAAAGGUAAGAACGAGAUUUCGGAUUCUUCCUUUGAAUCUGUAGGCCAUUUGCAUUGCUGUGAGAAAAAAUUGACGAGUGGAAGAAACAAGUUCGACGAAAAAUUUGUUACUCCUGACAAGGAGGACAAGAUAUUCAUUUCUAAGAAAGAUUUUGCUGAAGGAAUAUUAAGUGACAGUGGUAACGGAGAAAGUCAGUUAAAAUUUGGAGGCCGUAAUGGUUUGGAUGUUACAAAAGGCCACGAUAAAAUGUAUAAACUUCAGCGGGACCAUGGUGACGAAAAAUCAUCCAGAAAGCUUCUAUCAUGUACAAGCAACCGGGUUGGGGUUGAAUCCUCCAGUAGAGGAAAGUUACACUCACUACCACCCUUGGCAAGAGGCCAGGCUGAAACAGUACCAACUAUUUCUGGAUCAAAGAAAGAAAAUGGAGAAAACAUUUUGGUAAUUGAUAAAUUUGAAAAUUGUGAUGCAUUGAAGGCACAUAGUCAGGAUAAAAAAGCUGAGAAGAAUGGAAGCCAGUCCUUUAAUAUAAGACAUCCUACUCCAGAAGCGAAUAAGGGUCGGGAUCUUGAAGCCCCAAGUCCUAUUCGAAGGGAUUCCUCCAGUCAUGCUGCUACAAAUGCUUUAAAAGAGGCGAAGGCCCUUAAACACACCGCAGAUCGUCUCAAGAGUUCUGGAUCAACUGAAAGUACAGGCCUCUAUUUUCAAGCUUCCCUCAAGUUCCUCCAUGGAGCAUCUUUGUUAGAAUCUGUAAACAGUGAGAGCAAGCGUAAUGAGACAAUUCAGUCAACUCAAAUGUAUAGUAGCACGGCAAAGCUCUGCGAGUUCUGUGCUCGUGAAUAUGAAAAGUUGAAAGACAUGGGAGCUGCUUCUCUGGCCUAUAAAUGCAUGGAGGUCGCAUACAUGAAAGUAAUUUAUUCUUCACGUACUAGUGCAAGCAGGGAUCAGAAUGAGUUGCAAAAUGUUCUACAAAUUGUUCCACCUGGUGAAUCUCCUUCCUCUUCGGCUUCUGAUGUUGACAAUGUGAACAACCAAUCAACUGUAGACAAGGCUGCCUUUGCCAAAGGUGUUAGUUCUCCUCAAGUUGCUGGAAGCAAUGUUAUCACUCUAAGAAAUCGUUCUAGUUUUACGAGGCUACUUGACUAUGCACAGGACAUUAGUUUUGCUAUGGAAGCCUCCAGGAAAUCGAGAAUUGCUUUUGCUGCUGCCAAUCCAAGACUUGGAGAAACACAGCAUAGAGAGGGUAUCUCUUCUGUCAAAAAGGCACUUGAUUUUAAUUUCCAAGAUGUGGAUGGAUUAUUACGCCUUGUUCGGGUUGCCAUGGAAGCCAUCAGUCGUUAAACUACCUCUUACACUUCAAAAUAAGCCAAUCCACGGUCUCUCCCCUUUCUCCAUUUCCUAUUUGUUAUUGAAGGAAGAAAAUAGAAAAGGAUCUCUUAUUCACCAAAUUCUACAUUCUAGGAACUCAAUUAAAUUAGCACCAUUGUAUAUCUGUACAGUAAUGGCUUGUUUGGUGGGGGGGAUUUUGUAAGACUCUGGGCAGUAUGAGAGGAAACAAAAAAGCCUAAAAUAUUACCUGUUGUACUGUCGAGUCCAGAACUGUGUACUAUACACGUGUAUUCUUCAAUAUGGCUGCUUGUGGAUGAGAGUACUUGCCUGGAGUUUUUCAAGCACGGUUGAUAUUAUCCUUAAAAGGCUUCUGCAUGAUUUAAUGAUCUACCACAUAACCCAACUAACAAUGAUCACAAAAGUGAUGGGGAAACCUGAUCACUUGAGAUAGUGGAAUUCAAUACCUUCGUCUCCAUUAUUGUUGGGUUGUUGGUGGAGUUCGAACAAUUUUGCCCCCCAAAAAAAUACCUUUUCCUCUAAUCCCGACAGAAUCAAGGAGAAGUUCAUGCCAAGCUCUCAAAUAUAAAUUUGAUCCUAUUGACUCACUGAGUUCCAGCUCAAUCUAAGGCUGACACUGGACUUGCAGUCUCAGGUUUUGUCUUAGACUUCUCUCACAAUGGAGACAAUUAGCUUGCAUUGUUCAUAAUAAUAAGUAGAAAUAAGUUGCUAAAACGUGGAUGCAGAGCACAAAAUAAAUAAAUAAAAUGUUGUGUUUUAUUGACAUCAAGGGAAGGAUUGAGAUGAUCCCUUCAAAGGUGUGUUAUAUUUACUUUUUGUACAAAGUUGAUUUCUAAGCAAUUAAAGAUAGAAUUUCAUCUGUUGAAGUUCCUCUGGUUUAUGUUGUCAUUUCUGUAAAUAAAAAUUUCAUAUGAAUUUGAAAUUUCAUCAAGUACAGUUGACAGGUCAUUUGCUAAUUUUCUUCACUGAAUUCUUGAAAUAUGUAUCUGUUGAAUUGGGGAAAGCUUUGAAGUAAAAUGUUCAGCUAAUAUUGGAA
Molecule: messenger RNA, 6501 nt
Organism: Olea europaea var. sylvestris
Lineage: Eukaryota; Viridiplantae; Streptophyta; Magnoliopsida; Lamiales; Oleaceae
Exons: 12
Coding region: 564-5459 (1631 amino acids)
Molecular function (GO): zinc ion binding
Source: RefSeq, a predicted model, not a curated record